AUGAUUCUUAUUAUAUUGGAUAUCAGUUUUGAUGAGAGUCGAUGCGGUUUCGACUACAAUCGGGGUAUUCUUAGUGUCCUUCUAUUAACCUCGAAUCCUAUAGGCUUCCUUGAUCAACUUUGGAAGGCCUCCUGGAGAAGACCAGCCAGACUGGGCCCAGGCUCUUGUUGGUACAUAGGCCGAAUAGAUCGGAGAAGGCAGACGCUCUCGCGGCGAAACUGGCGGAAACUAUUGCGGAGUACGCAGAGGUCGGCAGGACGGGUUUCCGGCCUGGACGACUCCGUCACCAGGGCGAAGUUGCUGGAGGCGAUGGCAGGCAAAGGCUGCACCGCCAAUAAGGUGACGGUCGGGGAGAUUCGACCUGGGCCGGGUGGCGCUAGAUUCGUGGUGGUUCGAUGCCAAGUAGGGCCCGCCAAAAAGGUGGUCCUGGAGGGGACACUCAAGGUGGGCUGGAGUCUCGCGAGGGUGCGAGUCCUUGAUGCCCGCCCCAUGCACUGUUACAGGUGUAUGAGAAAGGGGCACACCGCCCAGAGAUGCCCGUCGGGCAUGGCCCGUAGCCAGCUGUGCUACCGGUGCGGGAUAGCGGGUCACAAGGCGGCGGAAUGCCGCGCUGUGCCCCACUGCGCCGUGUGUGAGGGGACGGGCCGAUCAUCUGGCCAUGUCAUGAGGAGUAGGCGAUGUGACUCGCCUGCCACCAGUGGCAAGUCCUCUGGGGGUGAGGUGGCUGAGUCUCCGGCGCCCCCGGGCGGGGGAAUGUCUGAGUGA
Molecule: messenger RNA, 765 nt
Organism: Chilo suppressalis (striped riceborer)
Lineage: Eukaryota; Metazoa; Arthropoda; Insecta; Lepidoptera; Crambidae
Source: the annotation of a GenBank genome assembly